Ctenopharyngodon idella (grass carp) is the source of this 4248-nucleotide messenger RNA. RefSeq names its product family with sequence similarity 83 member C (gene sack1c). Bases 225 to 1958 code for a protein of 577 amino acids. NCBI's taxonomy places the organism in Eukaryota, Metazoa, Chordata, Actinopteri, Cypriniformes, Xenocyprididae. The record is from RefSeq and is a predicted model, not a curated record. The transcript is spliced from 4 exons.
GAGGUGGAGCAGCUGGCUGAACAGGGCAGCCGCAGGUGAGCGCGCAGGUGGAGCGCAGCGUUGAGUUUCCCAGCAGCUCACAACAAUACGCGGAGAGGCCUCUGGGAAUAACGCACUCCAACUACCAUGACACAGAACAAGGUCAGCUUUGGAAUACACCAGCUUUAAAAACCGAAAGCUUACUUAAACUUUUUUUGAAACCUAGAUUAACACCAGUCGUGGAAAUGAUCAGUUCAGAGGCUUUGCGUCCGACCCCGAACCCUGCGCGUAAAGGGAAGCUCGCGUCCAGGCUGGAGGAGGUGAAGAACCCCUGGAGAACCGGAUCAACACUCGAGCUCAGCCACAAUGAAACCGCGCGGCUCGCCACCGACGCGCUCUUGGAACAGGGUGAGAAGGAGUAUAAAAAAGUCUUGCAUGACGAAAGAGAAGUAAACUUUUUGUCUUCGCUGGAAAUACGCUAUAUCACCGAAUAUGUGGCCAAAAGUAGUGGCGCGGACAGCGGGAUUAAUGGAGUGGACAUGGAGGAAGACACGAUGUCAGAGCUCACUUCAGGGACUUAUUUCCCCAUGAUGUCCGACGAGGAGCCUCCAAUGUUGGAACUGGGCUGGCCAGAGGCUUCCAACCGAUGUGGACCCACAGAAGCGCAGAUAUUCUUUCAGAGGGACAAGUCGCAAAAUGUCAAAGAUCUCAUUCGAUCACUUAUUAGUAAAGCCAAGAAGGUUAUUGCAAUAGUCAUGGAUAUUUUUACAGACGUGGACUUGUUCUGUGAUUUAAUGGAGGCCUCCAACAAGCGCCGGGUUCCUGUAUAUAUUCUACUGGAUGAGAAGAAUCUCUCCCAUUUCUUGAGCAUGUGCUCAGAACUAGACAUCCAGAAUUCACACUUGAGUAAUAUGCGGAUAAGAAGUGUAUGUGGAGACACGUAUUGCACCAAAAGUGGGAAGAAAUUCUCAGGUCAGGUUCAAGAGAAAUUCAUGAUCAUUGACUGUGAGGAAGUCAUAGCUGGAUCCUAUAGUUUUACAUGGCUUUCCGCUCAGGUCCAUAGCAACAUGCUAAUGCAGUUCUCCGGCCACAUUACGGACUGCUUUGAUCGUGAAUUCCGCUGUAUGUAUGCAGAUUCCCAAAUAAUAGACCGUUUCCACAAUCCAGAUGAAGAUGAUCUACCCGGCUACUCUUACAACAUGCCGGCACCAAACUUUGGUUUGGACUUCCUUGCGAACUACAGCAGCAAGGAGAAAGUGUAUUCUGAGAACUCCAGUAGCCAAUCCAGUAGUAGCGUUUCCAGCAUCAAAGCUGCUCCUCCAGGCAUGAAACCUGUUUACAAAGUCACGCAUGACAAGAAGAACCCGGACAUCUCGCAAAAGACUCCUGACUGGAAAGAAGUCACAAAUCCAGUGCUUCAAAUGCCUCAAGGAACCCACGUCAGAAGAGGUUCUCUUAACGACACCCACCAAAAUCAGACGGUUCAGUCCGCUGGGGUGGAAUGGGCCAAAGUCGGAGCAGCAGAAUACCUACGCACAAACAUUGCUGGACAGACAUCCAAAAUCCAGUCUUUUGGUCUCUACAGUUCUCCAAAACCUCCAUCACCAACUCAACAAUCUCCAACCGACAACAGGAUCUCCCCAAAACAUCGACUCCCUGCCCCCUUCCUCAGUAAGUUCACGGAGUUGUUCACCACAAAGGACAAGGACCUUCACCUCCUCCAGAAGAAUCCUUCUCAUUCUUCUCCGUUUGGCGGGCCAGAUCUUUCUCAGAACGAGCCAGAGAGUAAGCAAGUUCCUCCUCCACCAGGCCCCAUGCCAAUAGACAGGAUGGGCCCGGAGAAAGGGAUACAUCGGCGGGACGAGAAACGCAUGACAUUAGGUCACAGCAAAUUAGACCUUGUCAACCAUUACAACAAGUUGAACAAAUCCAAGCAGGUAUACAGUCGAUUUGAGCUAAAGAACAACAUGCCUCAGUAAUGCUGGGCCUGAUUGAUCAUUCUCUCUGGUCGACUCUUGUACAUAGCUUUUAUUGUGCAAAGGAAUGUACUUUUCUUGGAGUGAGAUUGUUGCUUUUUUUUUUUUUUUUACACAAGACUAAAAAAAUCAACUAGGAGUGAAAGGUGAGAUGUGUGUUUUGAGUGAAUUUACAUUUUUAAUGAAUAUUAAGUACUUGGUACUAAUGCUGCUUUCAAGUUCUUCUGGGAAGUUCCUGGAAUCCGUAAUCGCGACAUGAAGUGAUUUUGGUCAGAAUAAACUAUAUGCAAUGGGAAACUGCAUAUCUUUCUUGAAGACAAGAAUCUGUAGUGGUAGUUCAACAGCAUAUCAACAUGAAGGGUAAAUUAAUUGCAUGUUUACAUAUAGAAUGUAUAUUAAUUUAUGUAUGUUAUUCAUUUAAUAUUUCCCACCCUUAUAUAUAUAAGUCUCUUUAAGGCUCUUCUGCUCAUCAAGCUUGCAUUUAUUUGAUCAAAAAUAGAGAAAAAAAAAACAGUAAUGUUGUAAAAUAUUAUUACAAUUUAAAAUAAUGGUUUUAUAUUUUAAAAAUUUUAAAAUAUAAUUUAUUUCUGUGAUCAAAGCUUGGAAAAUGUUAUUAUAUAUAUAUAUAUAUAUAAUACACACACACACACACACACACAUACAUUAUAUAUAUAUAUAUAUAUAUAUAUAUAAUAUAAAAUUCCAAGUUCGAAUUCAAUUCCAAGUUUUUUUCCCGCUGUGAUUCUUUAAUCCACAUGCCUCUAAUUCAGACAGUCUGGGCUUAAAGAAGUUUCCCGACUGAUGAUUACAACAGUUGUGGUGCUCAUGUUGUAAAUAUGAUCAUUCUUACAUGAAUUGAAGGCAGCGUUAGUACUUUGUACCAGUACAUAGUACUUUUAGAAUUUGUUCUGUAUAUAAAACCUAGUGUAUAUAUGAACCGUUGCUUCAUAGGGCAUUUUUGUACUCUUAAUGUUUUCUAUCCGCCACUUUAGCUGGCAAAGCAGAUGGUGUUGAUUUAAAAGUAGCCACACUGUCUGACACUAAGUAUUACCCUUGGAUAGCAUCAUUCAGGAGGUUACACGUGUAGUCUUCCAAACGUUCUCAUGUGUUUAUACUAAAAUGUGAUUCUUGUCACUUAAGACAUGCAUUUAGAGACUCUAAAAUGCACUUUGGGUAAUGUUGCAAUUAGCUGCUUAACUACUAUAAAGUACUGUAUUACUUCAAUGAAGCCUAUAGUAUAGACUCACUGCAUCUCAGUGUGUCUCUGAUGCAAUAGAAGUUAAUUGCAAGGAAAACAUGAUUUACAUUAUUAUUUUAUUAAAACAGGUAAGCUUUUCCAUCUUUUGAUAUUUACUAAUGUUAAUGGAGCUAAUUUCUGUGUAGAAGUGUUUGCGACAGCUUACACUGAAUGCUUGAUAGCGUUUGAUCAUUGUCACUUAAUAUGCAUCUUUGACAAAUCUAUAGAUACAUUUUUAAUCUACAAGCUUUUUUAUCCAACAAGUAGGAGAUACUGUGAAUAGGUGAGCUUGAAAAGAUGAUGUUAAAGUUUCCUUGUAGACCUGAUUCAGAAACAGCUCCGGUCACCAGACACCUUCAUAUACAGAAGACGUGGCUGAGAAACCCGAGAUCUAGAGUAAAGGUACAAAAGCUUGUAAAGUAGUGCCGAUCCAAGGUCAGGUUUUACCUUUCAUAUCCACAACAAGUAAACAUAAAUAUGUGAUUGAUAGGGGCAGAUCCCAUUUUAAUGUGUUUAAACAUGAUUACAUAUUACUGGUAAAGUGCUAACUUUUGCCACUCAAGCCAAUACCUGCCGAUCCACCUGCCGAGCACUAACUUGAAAUGUAAGGCCUUGAACUUACUAGUGCAUUCCUAGUAAUGUAGUCAGUGCCUACAAUAGUUUUUCAUUAUUUUUUGCUCACCUUUUUGUCUUGGUAGUGCCUUCCAGUGACUUGCUUUUUUUGUUUGCCUUUUUUAUGUGUUGUUUGCAUUUUAUGUACAUAUGAAAAUCAAAUAUUAUAAAAUGUGAUCUAUUAACAUAACCGUGUUUGGGAGUUUUAGAUGUGUAACAUACUUUUACAACUGCAGAUUUUUACAUGUAAUCUGUUACAUGUGACUUGCAUAACUUUUCCAACAGUGUUACCAAAGACUACCAUAAAUCAAUAAAGUUUAUGUUUCUCUUUUUUUCAAAGCAGAUUUUGUAAGCGUAGUAACAAAUAGCAUUCCAGUAUGUAUUUUAAAGAGGCAAAAAUGUAAACUGUUUUGAAAUUCAUACACUAAAAAAAAAUUAUUUUCA